UGAAAUCAAUUAAAUUCUGAAAAUUAUCAAAGAAAAUUAAAAUUAGAAAAUAAAUCCUUCCCAACCCCCAAAGCGGAAAGUCACCGGACCUCCGGCACAUUCGAUAGAGGAAAGAGAGCAUGGAAGGAAGGAGAAUCAGGUUCUCUUCAUGCCAUUGCCGGCACAUCAUUUUUCUAGCUUCCUAGUACCAUUAGACUGAGAUCAUCAACGUUCCUCGACUUGUGCACCCUCUCCUCUAUCUCUGUUAAUCUAAAAUGGGGUUCAGAUUCUUCAGAUUGAAUCCCAUUUCCAACCCAUACCUCUCAAGAAUUUCCUCAAUUACCCACAAAAACUCAAUCUUCACCCAUCAAAACCCAUCAAAAAUUACAUCUUUAACUACCCAAUUGCAACAAUUUAAUGACCCCUCCUAUGUCACAAUAAACCCACCAAAUUUCCAAACUUUCAAACGCUGGCAUUUUGGUCACUCGCAUCAUCAUCAUCAGGGCCCACAUCAAGAUUCUAGCAAGAAGAGUGAGGACAUCUUUAGGCUUGGACUUGCUGCUGAUAUUGGCUUAACUGCCGGAAAAGCUGUCACCGGUUAUUUAUCUGGUAGCACCGCCAUCAUCGCCGAUGCCGCACAUUCUCUCUCCGACGUGGUUCUCAGCAGUGUUGCUUUACUCUCAUUUAAAGCUGCGAGAGUGCCUAGAGACAAAGAACAUCCAUAUGGACAUGGUAAAUUUGAGACUCUAGGAGCACUAGGAAUCUCCGGCAUGCUCAUUGUAACUGCAGGAGGUAUUGCAUGGCAUGCUGCUGAUAUUUUGCUGGCUUGGUUUACAGCAGCCCCUGAAGUUGCUAGUCAUUCCUUGAUGCAUGAGCAUGGUAAUCAUAGUGGGCAAUCUGGGCAUGACCAUAAGAUUGAUAUGCAGCACCCAAUUCUAGCUUUAAAUAUGGUUAUAUUAUCCAUCGCUGUUAAAGAAGGUCUUUUUCGGAUAACAAAGAGAGCUGGGGAAAAAGAAGGCAGUGGGCUCAUGAAAGCAAAUGCAUGGCAUCACAGGGCUGAUGCUAUUUCUUCUUUUGUUGCUCUUAUUGGGGUAGGAGGAUCCAUUGUAGGUGUAAAAAUUCUUGAUCCCCUUGCUGGACUUCUUGUGUCUGGCAUGAUUCUAAAAGCAGGUCUGGAAACUGGUUAUCAGAGUGUUUUGGAGCUGGUGGAUGCUGCGAUUCCACAACAGCAAUUGGACCCUCAUCGAAAAACAAUUCUACAGGUUGAAGGAGUGAAGGGAUGUCACCGGCUAAGGGGGAGAAGGGCUGGCUCGUUUUUGCACCUGGAUGUACACAUAGAGGUUGAUCCUUUCACCAGUGUCAGUGCUGCUCACCAUAUUGGUGAAAAUGUCAGGCACCGAAUUCACGAGUCUCAUCCUGAAGUGGUUGAAGUCUUCAUACACAUAGAUCCUUCUAUUUCUCAAAUUUCACCAGAACUUGAUGUGAAGGAUGACUUGAAUGACUCAGAAGAAAAUUAUGACAUCUCCUUAAAGGACGAAGAGUUUGACAAUAUCAUAUCUGAUAUAUUCUCAUCACACUUCCCAAAGAAAGUGAAGCUAGAGCAUAUAACACCUCACUUGUUGCAAAACAAGAUUAUGCUGGAUGUCGAGGUCUCCAUGCCACCUGACAUCAUGAUCAGAGAUGCAAUGAUGAUGGCAGAAGAAGUGGAAAAGGAAAUUCUCAAAACAGUAUCAGAUGUCAUUCAAGUUCAUGUUCAGUUGCGGCUGUCAUCGGCUAACCAUACAAUUCCCUCGUAAACUGUCCUUGAGACUUGACUCUAACACCAAACUUGCAACAGAUGUAGAUAGCUUUAUAUAAACAUCAAAUGUUUGUUCCGUAGUAAAUUGUCGUGGAGAACAUGAUAGACAAGAAAUCUAAUUGCAGGAAAAUAACACUGACGAUGCCAUCUUAAGAUGGGUAAGGUGGGCAUGGGAUAUAAGGUUGAUGUGUAGAGAAAGAAUGGAAGUCAAAUAUAGUGAUUUUUGUUCUUCAGAUGCAUUGUUUUGGAUGUAUAAAUUCUCAAAUUUUGGAUGUGUGACUGUGGAAGAAGUCUAUGUCAAAAGUAGCUUGUGUCUAAAAUAGACACAAGUGACUAUACUCAUAAAUUUGUAUUUGUACUGACUAGUGUGUACUAAAUACUCAUUAAUUUGAUAUUGGUACUGAUUAGUGAUUGUA
Messenger RNA from Spinacia oleracea (spinach), 2193 nucleotides. RefSeq names its product metal tolerance protein 2. Gene Ontology annotation, cellular component: membrane. The coding region runs from base 255 to 1775 and encodes 506 amino acids. The record is from RefSeq and is a predicted model, not a curated record. Gene Ontology annotation, biological process: monoatomic cation transport; transmembrane transport. Gene Ontology annotation, molecular function: monoatomic cation transmembrane transporter activity. The transcript is spliced from 12 exons. Lineage: Eukaryota; Viridiplantae; Streptophyta; Magnoliopsida; Caryophyllales; Amaranthaceae.